AUGGAAUCAGUCUCAUUUUCAUCGGAUCAUACUUCUUAUGAUUGUUGUAUUUAUCAGUAUAAUCAAUAUCAACAACAUCAACAAUACCAAUUAUACCAACAUUGCCAACAAUAUCAAUUAAAUCAACAUUAUCAACAACCUCAACCCCAACCCCAACUUCAAUACCCUCAGCAUCCUCAACAUCAACUGCCUCAACAACCCCAACAACUUCAACAACUUCAACAAUUUCAACAAUUUCAACAACCUCAACAAUUUCAACAAUUUCAACUACCCCAACAAUUUCAACAAUUUCAACAAGAGCCUCAACAAGAGCCUCAACAACCUCAAUAUGUUCCUCAACAACCUCAACAGCCUCAAUAUGCUCCUCAACAACCUCAACAACCUCAAUAUGCUCCUCAACAACAACAACAUUAUCAACAACAACAACAACAACAACAACAACUACUAUUCCAACAUCUUACCUCCAGCACUAUGACAACAACGGUAAUUACAAAUGACGGCAAUCGGUACGAUCUGGAGGCCGUAUCGAUCACUAAUGGAGUGGCUAAUUCAGCAGCCACAAUAUUAAAUAAUCAAGAAAAUGUGAAUACCGUUUAUGUAAACGAAGCGCCAAGAGAGUUUUAUAAGUUAUAUAAUCAAUGGAGUUAUAAGGCAGAAUUUUUAUCCUUGGACAUGUGUCGAUAUUAUAGAUUUAAUAAUUCAAUGGAAAAAGUUGAUUGGUGUCGUUCAAUCAGAAUUAUCAUGAAAGCUUUUAAUGAUGAAAAUACAGAUAGGAAUAAUUUUGAUAAUGCUUAUAAAGUCAAAAAUUUUUUGGAAAUUUUACCUGUGGCGAAUUUAUUAAAUAAGCGUAAUCCAGAAUUAUAUCAAAGUGGAAGAUGUAUACGUUGUAAUUACACAAUUGAAACAUGGACACAUAUCUGGAUAUGUAAUAAAGCAGAUACGUCUAUCAUUCAAAUAAUUAAUGCAGCUUUUGAAAUUUUAAAAGCUAAGUUAGAUGAAAAAGAUUUUAGGAUACAUUAUAAUUACCAUGCACGUUUACUACGUAUUUUGAAUGAAAAGCCGAGAGUGGUUUUUAAUGGUAGAAUCUUUCAUGAAGCCAUUAAAGGCAUAGUUAAUGAAAGGUUGUUUUUGGAGAUGGAGGAUAAAUUUUUUAAGGACGCUAUAGCAAGUUUUGUAGAGGAUAUACAUGAUAUGGCCAGAAAAUUCAUGUGGAGUGAGCGUUGUAAAAGUUUUAAUGAAUGGGAAAUAAAGCAGGGCAUAACGAAACAAAUGAAAAAAACAGCUAAAAGUAUUUGGUAUGAAAUAGGUGUAGAAGAUUUAUGGAAAUAUAAUAGUUUAGUUACAUUUAGAUCUUCUAAUUAUGCUUCUAAUUUUAGUAUUCUAGAUUAG
Molecule: messenger RNA, 1389 nt
Organism: Rhizophagus irregularis DAOM 181602=DAOM 197198
Lineage: Eukaryota; Fungi; Glomeromycota; Glomeromycetes; Glomerales; Glomeraceae
Source: RefSeq, a predicted model, not a curated record